CACCCACAAAUCGCCAACAAGCAAGCCAACAAGACGGCAAGAAACAACAACAGACAGCAACCACCACCAUCAGUGUGCUCCACCAGCACCACCUUCUCCUCGUCCUCCUCGCCGUCGCCUUGAGUGACGCCACUAGAUCUUGCAGCCUUGAAACAAACACUGACACGAGCAGCAGGAUGUGGGGGAGCCGAAGCAACAGCGGUGAGCUGGGCGAAGGCAGCGAUGAGCCUGUGAUGAUGAAGGCGGGCGUGGUGCGUGCGUUUGGGCCUCCGGCAGCACUCAAGGUGGAGUCUGUGCCCAUUCCUUCCUUGUCUGAGCCCAACGAGGUGCUGACGAAGGUGUUUGCCACGGGCGUGAACCCUGUGGACACAUACAUUCGCGCGGGAAAGUAUGCCAAGCUGCCGCAGCUGCCGUACACACCAGGCGCAGAAGGCGCUGGCGUCGUGGCCAAGGUCGGAGCGGAUGUGAAGCACGUCAAGGUGGGCGACCGCGUCUAUGUGACCGGCACCAUCACGGGCACGUAUGCGCAGUACUCGCUGUGUGCGGCAAGGGACGUGCGCUUGCUUCCGCAGCGCAUCAGCUUCGCUCAAGGUGCUGCCGUCAGCGUGGCCUACCGCACAGCAUACCGUGCUCUCUUCCAGAAAUCGUCUCCAAACCCUGGCGAGACUGUGUUGAUCCACGGUGCGAGCGGCGGUGUUGGCCUUGCUGCCGUACAGCUCGCCGUGUCGCGUGGCCUCAAAGUGUUUGGCACUGCGAGCACAGAUGUGGGCAAGGAGGCCAUCCUUGAACACGGAGCUGCGGCCGUCUUUGAUCACACCUCCCCGACAUACGUACAGGAGAUCCAGCGCGCUGCGCCGCCAGAGGGCAUUCGCCUCAUCGUCGAGAUGCUCGCCAACAUCAACCUCAACAACGACCUCAAGGUGUCGUGCGGAACACGCGAGGAGUGGGAAGCUGCGUACUGCGCCAUCGACGCAGGCAUGUCCAGCGGGGCGCUGGUGCCGCACGUCGGGAAAACGUUUCCACUCGACGAUGCCGCGACGGCGCACAUUGACGUCAUGGAGCACGUGGGCGGUGCGCACGGAAAAUUGGUCCUGCUGCCCUGGCCCGAGGAGACCGCCGAGGACGUGGUGUGCCUCUGAGGGUGGACGUAAAUGUCAGUGUGAUUGUGAAUGCAGUUGUGAACGCGAC
Salpingoeca rosetta is the source of this 1188-nucleotide messenger RNA. Its product is annotated as zeta-crystallin. Bases 177 to 1139 code for a protein of 320 amino acids. Gene Ontology annotation, cellular component: cytosol. The record is from RefSeq and is a predicted model, not a curated record. Gene Ontology annotation, molecular function: mRNA 3'-UTR binding; NADPH binding; quinone reductase (NADPH) activity. The transcript is spliced from 5 exons. Lineage: Eukaryota; Choanoflagellata; Craspedida; Salpingoecidae.